Messenger RNA from Loxodonta africana (African savanna elephant), 1641 nucleotides. RefSeq names its product olfactory receptor 4K15-like. The record is from RefSeq and is a predicted model, not a curated record. The coding region runs from base 485 to 1441 and encodes 318 amino acids. NCBI's taxonomy places the organism in Eukaryota, Metazoa, Chordata, Mammalia, Proboscidea, Elephantidae. Gene Ontology annotation, biological process: G protein-coupled receptor signaling pathway. Gene Ontology annotation, cellular component: plasma membrane. The transcript has a single exon. Gene Ontology annotation, molecular function: olfactory receptor activity; G protein-coupled receptor activity.
AACAACAACAACAACAAAAAUCAGGUAAAAAGGUAGGCCUUUUUCUUCUAGAUGUGGCCUCUUGGGAAUUCUCUAAGAAUUAAAACUGCUUGCAGAUAAUUGUGAGUUGAUAAUGAAGCAGAGCAAGGAAGGUAGUAUAAAAUCUGGAUCCCUUAGCAUCCCCUUUUGAUUGGGGCCUUUGCAAUGUAGUAGAGCUGUUAUUUCUUUAGCGUUCGAGGAGCUUAGAUUGAACUCACAACUUUAUAAAAUGUAGUUGUUGGUUUAUUUAUGAUAUUUGCACUUGGCAGACAUCCUUCAUUAGUACAGAUCAUUGAGAGAUAAAUAUAUUUGUCAAAGUUACAGAGAAAACAUUUAUGAAUAAGAAUGAAUCUAGAGCAUUUUAAAUUAAUGUUAAGAAAAAUCCUUUAAAGUUGUGGCUUACUUUUCUCACUCUUGAUAAUAACAAAUGUAUCCCUUUUAGGUACUUCUCUUGUACCUUGAGACCAUGGACCAGGGAAAUUAUUCUAGGGUAGCUGAGUUCGUGUUGCUGGGUCUCUCCAGUUCCCGAGAGCUCCAAUAUUUCUUGUUGGUGUUUUUUAACUUCUUGUACAUUGCCAUUGUGCUGGGAAAUCUCCUCAUUGUCCUCACAGUAAUUUCUGAACCUACCCUGCACACACCCAUGUAUAUCAUGCUCAGUAACCUUUCCAUUCUUGACGUGUUUCUGGCCACUUAUGCAACUCCCAAAAUGAUCCAUGAUUUCCUCCAUGAACACAAGACCAUUUCCUUUGAGGGCUGCAUGGCCCAGAUAUUCUUGCUCCAUGUCUUUGCCGGUGGGGAAAUGAUGCUCCUUGUAGCCAUGGCAUAUGACAGGUAUGUAGCUAUAUGCAAACCCCUCCAUUAUGCAACCAUCAUGAACUUGUGCAAAUGUACAGGCCUAGUUGUAGGAUCUUGGGUCAUUGGGGUUAUGCACUCUCUGAGCCAGUUGGCUUUCACUGUAAACUUACCUUUCUGUGGCCCAAAUGUAGUGGAUAGUUAUUAUUGUGACCUUACUGUGGUGAUCAAACUUGCCUGUACAGAUACUUAUGUUCCUGAAGUUUUGAUGCUUUUGGACAGUGGUCUAAUGGGGCUGACUUCAUUCUUACUCUUGCUCAUCUCCUACGUGGUCAUCCUGGUCACUGUGCAACAUCAGUCUUCAACAGGCAUAGCCAAGGCCCACAGCACCCUGACAGCCCACAUCACUGUGGUGACCCUCUUCUUUGGGCCCUGCAUCUUCAUCUAUGCCUGGCCUUUCAGCAAUUUCCCAGUGGAUAAGGUCCUUUCUGUGUUCUCUACAGUUUUCAUACCUAUAUUAAAUCCCAUUAUUUACACAUUGAGAAACAAAGAGGUGAAAUCAGCAAUGCAUAAACUGAAGGGCAGGUACCUAAGGUCCAGGCUCCCUAUCCAGCAGUCUCUCACAGAGUAGAUUUGUUGAAUUGAGUGGACAGAAGGAGGUUGGUAAAUGUAGAUUUUACCUUAUUCUUGUGACCAUUAUUAUUUUUAACUCAGUUGCUUACAAUGAUAAAUGCAAUGUAUGUUUUUUAGUUAAGUAUUUGUAUUAAAUAACCCAGUACAUGAUUAUGCAAUCUCUUUUAUAUAUGUAAUAUUUGCUAUAGUAUCUAUAUA